UGGUUGGUCGAUUCCGCGGCGUUGAAUCUCCACCAGAAAAGCAUGGCGGCCGGGAGUGGGUGGCCUGGGACUGAGACACAGACUGAGGGAUGAAGAAAGAGGAUGAGCUAGGAUCACAAAGCCUGAACUUAUUUUCACCAUUUUUUCCAGACUGUUGUCUGUGCUAAAAUACAGUAGACGCCCUUGCAUCUUUCAAAUCGAAACUAAUGAGCGCUGCAUGUUGUUUGUCGCUCUCGGGUCUCGCCACAAAAAACCAACCACCGCCGGCUCUCAUCAUGAUUGGGGCAAGUUUUGAAACGCGGCACUAGGAUGGUGAGCUGAGCAGCAAGCAGCGAGGUGUUACGAAGAAGUGUUGACUACGGGUUUCCUCUGGAAAUGAGCGACUUCGGCCGGCGGUGGUGCGGCUCGUGCGAGGAGGCGCGCGCGCUGGGUGCCGCGUAGUUCAGUCGUGUGGCUCCUGAGUCCUGUUCGCUCUCCGCUCCCAGCCCGUGCCGCGUGCGCGCCCCGGUCGGUCGGUCAGUCCCCCCCUUCUUCUGUUUGUCUCCCUAAAUGCAGCGCUUUGCCCGAGCUUUGUUCCCUCGGAUGUCGCCGGCAGCCUGCUGAGGUCCGCUCCUCUUCAUCUGUUGCCCUUCUGUCUUUCUCUGGCUUUAUAAUCGCCUCACAAUUCAUCGUCCUCGUCCAUUUGGCGGAGAAAUGCGCGAGUACAAGGUGGUGGUGCUCGGCAGCGGCGGCGUCGGGAAAUCCGCCCUCACCGUGCAGUUCGUCACCGGGACCUUCAUCGAGAAGUACGACCCCACCAUCGAGGACUUCUACCGCAAGGAGAUCGAGGUGGACUCGUCACCCUCCGUGCUGGAGAUCCUGGACACGGCCGGCACCGAGCAGUUCGCCUCCAUGAGGGACCUCUACAUCAAGAACGGCCAGGGCUUCAUCCUGGUCUACAGCCUGGUGAACCAGCAGAGCUUCCAGGACAUCAAGCCCAUGAGGGAUCAGAUCAUCAGAGUCAAAAGAAGCGGCACAACCUGCAGCCAAACGUGGCGAAUGGGACAGGAUGCUCUUCAAACAGCACUGAACCAAUUUGUGUGUCUGCAUCGAUGGGCAGCGAUCAGCUCGUCUAUCUCUCGGACCAGCAGCAGUCCCGUAUUUCAAAUGCUGUCAAGCUCAGUCACACCCUUAGUAGCGUGGUAUGAGAAGGUACCAGUGAUCCUGGUGGGCAACAAGGUGGACCUGGAGAGCGAAAGAGAGGUGUCGUCGGGCGAGGGCCAGGCGCUGGCCCAGGAGUGGGGCUGCCCCUUCAUGGAGACGUCAGCCAAGAGCAAGACCAUGGUGGACGAGCUGUUUGCGGAGAUUGUGCGCCAGAUGGACUCCGGGGCGCAGCCCGACAAGGACGACCCCUGCUGCUCCUCCUGCAGUAUACAAUAGCCCUGGGCCUGUGAAAAGGACGGGGCAAGGAGCGGGCAGGCUGGGGUGCCUCCUCGCAGAACUUGGGUACAACCACCACAAGCAAUCAUAAAAUUUUACUAAAGAUAAAAAGGUGCAAAAAAUAAGAAUUGUGAUGGGUGUUUUGAUGCUUAUAACCAGUCGUACAUUAACUGUGAUUUAAUAUUGAUGGCGAUGUUCAUGAGUAGCAGUUCAUAAAGAGUGCAGAGAAGAGGCAGCCAAAGGAAUUGCCAAAUUGCAGAGAAGUGCUCUUGUGUUUUUUCAGCCCUGUGAAGGUGCUGGGACGGUUGUGGAGAAGUGUCCGAGUGUUACCUGGGAUAAGGGCACCACUGGGCAGGAUGUCGCUUGCGUGAAGUACUGCAAUUUCACCACCACUUUGUUUUAUUUUUAUUUUAUAUAAAUAAUUGGUUUUAUGUGUGACCUUUGUUUUUAUGACCCGCUGCCUCCUAGGGUGAGCCUGGGGUCACAACUACCAAUGUACUGUACCUUAUGAACCCACCCCAUCUAUUUGUUUUCGGUCCAGAUGCGAUCAGGCAUUUACAUGCAGAGCAGAACUUGUGCCUUGAUCCAUGGGGAAUUUUGGAAAGGUUAUUUAAUAGUACCUCUGUUUUCUGUUUUAAUGCCUUUCCUGGCGAGACAACGGCAGAGCAGAAAGCAGCUCUCUCUGCGUUUGUUAAAAAGCUUGAUAUCGCUGCUUGUUCUCCCCUUUUCUCCGACAGUUCUAACAAAGUGAGGAGGUCACACAGCCCAGUGUACUGAAGUGGCUUUUCUUUCUUUCCACCAUUUUCACUGCCACACACCUUGGCUUAAGGGCAACCCCAUUGCCUUUCAGCGUGCCCACAGAAGCCUUUUUUGGGUUCGAAAGCUUCGUAGACAGUGCCGGAACUCCUAUAAUUCUGUGUAUGAGGUGAUCCAUUUGCGCUCUGAGGGAGUUUAGCGAGAGCUCCAAGCAUUGCGCCAUUGUGUUGGCUCUCGUCACUUAUGUUUUGGAUAUAGGACCUGAUAGUUUCUUAUUAAUGAUAUUAACUGUAAAGAAAACUAGCAGCAAGUACGAGGACAUAUUUGGUAUGGGCGGUGCAUGAGCUCCACAGAAGAUUUCGCACUCGUGGCAGAAUGGCCAGUCGUAAUGCAUGGCUAGCUAGCGACAAAAGGAAUCCGUGGUCUGAGAUUUUAGGCCAUCAGAUUGCAUACCGAGCUGGCUCUCGCCUACAGCCGGACCUCAGGAAUCUGACGCUCUCGGAACUCUGUGCUUUUGUUGGCAGUGGAGAAAGUAGGCUGCUGCCGCGUUACCUUUUUAUCCCUGAUUUUAGUUUGUUUUUAUUAACAGUUGAUUCUGUCCCCCUCCUUUUGGUCUGUCACCUAGAAAUGAAAUUGUAAUUUUUUUUUAAUACUACCAACCCAUGUACAUUUUGAGAACUUUCUCGUGAAGGCAAAAGGAGUAUUUUAAGGUGUGUCUUUUCUCCACUCCGCUCCGCUUUUCUUAAGAGAUACGAAUUGACAUUUGUUUGUCUCCUGGGCCACUUGCACUGUGCUGGACCUUGGCAAAGGCACAGCGGCUCUGCGCUGACGUGCUCUACGAGCCUUCGAUCCCUGAAGCAGCUUGCAACACAGGCAGCUAACUUUUGUCUGCUUCGCCCAUGUUUUCACUUCUAGUUGACUUUUCCUUACGUUCUUCAUAAGAAGUAUUCAUUCCUCCCUCAAAGGAAUGUAGUUUAUGGAGGUUGGGCACAGCUACCAAGCAAUUUUGCGUUUGGGUCUCAUGCUUACUUUGGGUCUCUUAAAGGCUGAUCCUUUGGGUUGGUCUGUAAUUCGGUGUGAAAUGCUUCAGCCAUGUUUAUGUUAGUGAUGCAGUCUGUCUGUAAUGGAAUAAAAUAAAUGCAUUACAUCAUUUCAGCACCCCCCACCCACCCCUUUCCACUCUGUAAGGAAAAAAAACAGGACUGAAAUAUCCAUGAUGACAAUAAUCAUGACAAUAAAAAGAAAUCUA
Messenger RNA from Scleropages formosus (Asian bonytongue), 3424 nucleotides. Its product is annotated as ras-related protein Rap-2a-like. Gene Ontology annotation, molecular function: GTPase activity; GTP binding. The record is from RefSeq and is a predicted model, not a curated record. Gene Ontology annotation, biological process: Rap protein signal transduction. Bases 694 to 1419 code for a protein of 241 amino acids. Gene Ontology annotation, cellular component: membrane. The transcript is spliced from 3 exons. NCBI's taxonomy places the organism in Eukaryota, Metazoa, Chordata, Actinopteri, Osteoglossiformes, Osteoglossidae.